UGGGUCCAAUUUAAGCACGAAUCCUUGUGACUAGCUAGCGCUUGCUUUUAUAUUUUCCUCUUACAUAAACUACCUCUAUAAAGACAUACACCAAGUAAAAGUACACAUACAUCCUGCUACACAUGUACAAACAAAUUAAACACAGAAAAAAUGAACAGAUUACAACCUGCAGUCAAGUACUCUGGGGCAAGCACGCGAUCAUCUAAGGCUGCUAUCAAUUCAUCCUUAUAUAGCGAUGAUGACUACGAUCAUGAUGACGAUAUUAUUCAAGCUGUAUAUCCAAGAGGCAUUAAUCCAAUGCUUUGUUCCACUCUCCAUAAUCAUCGCUCUAUUCUAGAUUCUUCAGAAAGCGAAGAUGAUCAAGGACAUGCUCAGUUGUACAAGCCUAACAAGCAUCAACCGUGUCCUAAGAAGGAUAUUUCAUCACUUCUAAGAAUGAUGUUGAUCAACCUCAAUCAACGUGUUGAUGUUUGUGCCGGUGCAGCUGGUGGUGGUCUUACUCAAUUUACUAUCAACCAUAAUCGUCGAUCUGUUCCUGACUAUUCAGACAGCACUGAUGAUGAAGGGCUGCCUCAUAACCACAACAGGCAGGAUUAUAUUAUAUUUCAUUUUAGCCACCCACAUGCCUUGAACAAGUACAACAUUUCUUCCGUAACCAACUGCAAGGUCUGCGGGCUGCAGCUAGUUGGCUCGGCAUAUGGUUGCCAAAGUUGUCAAUUUUAUCUACACACAUCGUGCUUCGAUCUUCCAGACAAGAUCCAGCACCAUGCCCACACUGCACACCCUCUGACACUUCGCUACCCUUCCUACUACAAGCACUGUGGUAAGACGUGUGACGCUUGUUAUGAGGACAUACGACGAAGUUUUCUCUACUGCUGUGACCUCUGCAAUUUUGACCUUCAUGUCACUUGUGCCACGCUAUACAGCAUCGUGAAGAGAACUGAUACAUCGAGGGACACUCUUCGACUUUACUACACCUUCCCUGUUGGUGAUGGUACUAUUAUUGCGCGAUGCAACAAGAAGGUGCCUAAGGAUGGCUGGGUGUAUUAUAGCAAGGAUACUGGACAUAUUGCACAUAUCAAGUGUGUUAAGGAUGCUAAAGUUGGUCCUUCUUGGAUUAAGGAGAGACUUAAUAUGCUUAAAAUUAAGUAAAUGAAAGUAUAUACAAUGCGAAACGAACAUAUAUAUAUGUGUGUCUCUCUGGCUGAUCAAGUGCUUGAAAAUAUAAUUAUGUAUGUAUAGGGGUUAAUAUGCAUGUCUGCAAAAUUGUUAAUCCUGCUGUAUUAUUUUAGUUAAAAUAAGUUUUCUAGAC
Capsicum annuum is the source of this 1312-nucleotide messenger RNA. RefSeq lists its product as uncharacterized. Lineage: Eukaryota; Viridiplantae; Streptophyta; Magnoliopsida; Solanales; Solanaceae. The transcript has a single exon. The coding region runs from base 151 to 1152 and encodes 333 amino acids. The record is from RefSeq and is a predicted model, not a curated record.